AUGAUAAAAAAGGACACAAGGCAGUUAGAGUUGAUGUUAGCAGUAUGUUAUUCUGGGACAAGAGAUAUAUUGGAAGCUACAAGGAGCAUUUGUGAAAAGGUCAAGGCUGGGUUGAUUGAACCCAAUUCCAUCGACGAGGUCUUGUUUGAUCAAGAGCUAUGGACUCGUGGUGCAUCUCACCCUGACCUGCUUAUCCGUACCGGUGGUCGCCUACGUGUCAGUGAUUACUUGAUGUGGCAACUGGCCCAGUCUGAGUUGUAUUUCACCCAACUUUGUGCACCUGACUUUGGAGAAGUUGAGUUCCUCCAAGCCUUACGCUCCUUUCAGCAAAGGGAAAGGACAUUCGGAAAGUGA
This is a messenger RNA of Spinacia oleracea (spinach), 354 nucleotides long. RefSeq lists its product as uncharacterized. Gene Ontology annotation, biological process: plastid membrane organization; polyprenol biosynthetic process; response to cold. The coding region runs from base 1 to 354 and encodes 117 amino acids. Gene Ontology annotation, molecular function: ditrans,polycis-polyprenyl diphosphate synthase [(2E,6E)-farnesyl diphosphate specific] activity. Lineage: Eukaryota; Viridiplantae; Streptophyta; Magnoliopsida; Caryophyllales; Amaranthaceae. Gene Ontology annotation, cellular component: chloroplast stroma. The transcript has a single exon. The record is from RefSeq and is a predicted model, not a curated record.